UUUACAUAAGUACUCAAUGUGUAAAACGUACAAAAGUUAUGUCUAAUUUCCUUCUCUAAUUUUUUUCUUUGCAAUAAUCUGAAUUCAAGAGAUCAUAUUCUUGCGAAAUAUUCAUAAUACACGUGUAUUAAAACUUUACUCAUCAUUUCAACGAGGAUCUAGAUUAAUCGACAUAAAUACUGAUUAAAUGUUAUGAUAUGGCCCAAUUCAUUUCUUCAAUUCCAAUUACCUAAAUCUGAUUCAUUUUAAUUUUCAAAACAAUUAUCGUCAUAGUUAAAGAAGAUGAUAAAUAGGUACCAUGAAGUUGAAUGGAGAAGUUGUAAACUUCAAUGUGUAUAAUUUUGUGAACUCUUAUUGAAAAUUUUCCAAAAAUGCAUUCAUUUGUAUUUUCCAUAUUAUUAUGUUCAACAUUGUGCUGUUUCCAUAUCCACAUAAUGAAGGCACUAACAGAAAGUAAUUCAAAUCACAACAAAACAUACCAAGCUAUUCUUUUCAAUCUAACCAGACAUGACAGUGGUUCAGCAUGUGCAGCUACCACCCAACAAGAGAAAACAAUUAACGACGACUUUUCAAUCACUGGUAGAAGUAUAUUUUUGCAAACUGUUUAUAAAUGUGAUGAAGCAAAAGGAAAUAUCUCAUUAGAUAUCUGUGAGAAGCCUCCUCAACCUGCUAUGGUUUAUAAUUCCAAAAAGGAUGCUUAUGAGAUUGGUUACGAGUUAUACUAUGAAGAAGGCAAGAUUCAGUUGCUGGCAGACAACAAAUAUCAUUCUUAUAACUCACUUGCGCAGGUAGAGGUUAAUAACAAAUCAAAAUCUCCGAGCGAAUUCGUUUUCAGUCGCCACGAUGGUAAAAAUACAAAAUUUAUUUUUGUCGAUGGAUCCAUCACCAUGGUUUUCCAUUGGAUAUCAGAGCUAUUGAUUAAAACAUCAAAACAUUACAAACUAAUCGAAUGGGAGAAAAAUAUUGACGACGUGAAAAAUCAUCUUAAAUCCAAAUGUCAAGACUAUCAUUCAGAAGGAUGGGAUGAUAUCAAUGUAUCAGAAGCUAGAACCAACAAUGAAAGCUACAAAGAGUCGACGAAUCACGAAAAACAAUCUCAAAAAAUUCUGAAAAAAUCACAAAUCAUUCCACUAUGGUAUUUUGCCACAGAUUCGGGUAGACUUGCCUCUUGCACACACAUGAAUGUUAUACCAGUUUGGAAAAGUAUCGCUGAUGGGCAAUUGAAAAAAGUUGACCUUUUCAUCGCUGCAGUGAUUAGUACUCUAGAAUCGUACAAUCGAUAUGAUCAGAAAGUUACUUUUGGCGUAAAUGGAUGGUAUGAACAACCACUCAAUUACACAAUAGAUGGUGAACACCGGCAACUUCUUAUUCCAAAAACCAUACUUCGAUUGGUCCAAGGAGAGUUCUAUUCUCAAACAUAUGCUGCUAUGAUUGUAAUUCACAAUAAAGCGGAUUAUAUCGCAGAUAGUGACAGGCUUUGCAGUCAUGAAACAAUAAUUUCAGGCUGGGAUACAAUUCAUAAUUAUGAUCCAAGAACUGGCAUAACGUAUGUGUGCCAGGUAACAGCACAACUUCAAGAAAAAUUAGGUGUUCCUAAAUUUGUUGAUUUUCUUCCAUUUCCAAUAGGGCACUUUCGAUACAUUUCAGUAGAGCCUAUACAAUUGGAUGUAAUCCCUUACUCUGAGCAUCCUGGAUACGAUUACACCUAUCCUAUAGAAGAUCGUGAUGUUACAGACUAUGUAGAUGAUGAGUUUCAAAAGUUGUUAAAAAGUUCCAGAUCUGAAAAUCAUCACUAGUUAGUAUAGGUACCCAACACCAUCAACUCCAACAUACCAAUCACUCUAUCUGACCUAAAACUCCAUUCGAAAACACCAAUGCGUGAAGUGUUUCAAUUUUCAUCUUCUCUAGUCCUAAGUUCAAUUAAAUAGGUAAGUAAGUAAACUAAAAAGCAUCAAAAACACCAAAUCUAUAUGAAAAACUUCUGAACAACUUCAGAGUAGAUUUGAGGUUCUUAUCAUCCUGCUCAGGACUGGGCACUCACUUCUCAUUCACCAAAUCAUAUUUUUUAAACUGUGCAAAAGUAUCGGUAUUGAAAUCCACUGCAACUAAUACAUGUCUGCUGACAAACUCUAAAUCAGAAUUUAUGAAUGACAGAUGCAAAUAUAUAAAAUGUUAAAUAGAAGUUUAUACAUCUGAAUUUUUUGUCAUUUUACAAAAUUUUAUGAAAAGAAAUAAUUUUAUAAAGUUAGUAAGUACCAAAUUUUUAUUUAAACCAAAAUAGGAAGGUAUUGAAAAUUUGUGGG
This is a messenger RNA of Planococcus citri (citrus mealybug), 2303 nucleotides long. RefSeq lists its product as uncharacterized. The record is from RefSeq and is a predicted model, not a curated record. The coding region runs from base 372 to 1796 and encodes 474 amino acids. Lineage: Eukaryota; Metazoa; Arthropoda; Insecta; Hemiptera; Pseudococcidae. The transcript has 7 exons.